Molecule: messenger RNA, 1661 nt
Organism: Punica granatum (pomegranate)
Lineage: Eukaryota; Viridiplantae; Streptophyta; Magnoliopsida; Myrtales; Lythraceae
Source: RefSeq, a predicted model, not a curated record
AAUGUAGACAAACAUGUUAAGCUAUUAACAUACUACGAAUUAUAUUGUUGCCUUGUUGGGAUCUUCAUCUUCCAAAUUACUGCUUCUCAUAAAAGCCGGUACCUCUGAUUUUUGGAUCAGGUUAUUAUUCAUUCUACCAUAAUAGAAAGAUAUACACUAUGGGCGCUAUGAACAUAGACAGACGAUCUCUUGUUUUGGUGAUAUCUGCUCUUAUUGUCUUGCCAUUCGAUCUUUUCGUACAUUCAGCACCGCUUUCUGGUACCGAUGAUGGGUCAGAACAGUGGGGAUACGUCGAAGUCCGGCCAAAGGCUCAUCUGUUCUGGUGGUGGUAUAAAAGCCCUCACAGGGUUGAAGAUCCAACAAAACCAUGGCCAACACUUCUUUGGCUCCAAGGAGGUCCGGGAGUGUCCGGUGUCGGGUUCGGGAAUUUCGGGGAGAUCGGACCAUUGAAUGGGAAUCUGGAGCCACGGAACGCUACAUGGCUAUGCAAGGCAGACCUCCUGUUCGUGGACAGUCCGGUAGGCACCGGGUUCAGUUACACAGAGGAUGAGAGCCUGAUGGUGAAAACAGACUAUGAGGCCGCGGCCGAUAUGACCACACUACUGAUGGAGCUCUUCAACAAAAAUGAAACACUUCAGAGGAGCCCUCUGUACAUUUUCGCAGAAUCAUAUGGUGGAAAAUUCGCCGUCACUCUCGGACUCACUGUCCUAGAAUCAAUCGACGCAGGAAAGCUUAAGCUUCAGCUUGGGGGAGUAGCUUUGGGUGACAGUUGGAUAUCGCCGGAAGAUUUCAUGUUGUCUUGGGGCCCGCUUCUUAAAGAUGUGUCACGGAUCGAUAAUAAUGGUCUGAACAGCGCUAAUAGUUUGGCUCUGAAGGCACAGAAACAAAUUGCAGAAGGUAAAUUCAAAGAUGCUGCUGAUACUUGGAGCGAGCUCGAGGAUGCCAUCGGGGAGAGCAGCAACUAUGUGAGCUUCUACAACUUCAUGUUGGAUGAGGGGAGCAACCUUGUUGCCAGAAGAAAGAGCACGGCCCGACCGAUCGGCCUGGUGAGGAAUGUGUUUGCAGACUACGUAACUGGUUCGAAAGGAUUAAUCAGUGGCCUAAGCAGCUUGAUGAACGGGCCUAUCAAGAAGAAGCUAAAGAUCAUACCCGAAAACUUAUCAUGGCAAAGUUUCUCGGACCCAGUUUUCUCAGCCUUGAAUGGAGAUUUCAUGAAACCAAGAAUAGAAGAGGUUGAUAAGCUGCUAGCCAAAGCCAUAAAUGUGACGAUAUACAAUGGGCAGCUUGACCUCAUAUGCGCAACUAAAGGUGUAGAAGCCUGGAUCAAUAAGCUCAAGUGGGAUGGUUUGAAAAACUUCAUGCUCGAGGAUCGUAGACCUUUAUAUUGUGGCCUCGAUGCCUCGGUCACGAAAGGGUUCGCAGCAUCCUAUCAAAACCUGUUCCUUUAUUGGAUUCUUGGAGCUGGCCAUAUGGUCCCCAUAGAUCAGCCUUGCGUCUCUUUGGAAAUGGUGGGCAGAGUCACUCAAUCACCCAGUGCUUUUUAAGAAGACACAUUAAUAAGCAUAUAUGUUUUCUCCUUGAAUAUUAUGAAUUUCCCAAGUUAUCAAUUAGCGUAACAUGUAAGAAUGUUCAAUGCUGUCCGUUUCUAUAUAUGAAAUACG